UAAAAAAUUGGACAAUUGUCGAUGUGAGAUGGAUGAUGGUAGUGGAAUCAUUGAUUUGAAUGACAUUGAUAACAAGGACGGCACUCCAAGGUUAUGUGCCAAAUAGAUGCAAUACAGUAGCUGGAGCACCAACAAUAUCCUACUAUCCGUGCAACACAGGGGGCCCGUCGUUUACUGUCGAUAGCAACAACAAUGUUGUUCUGAAAUACCCAGAAACAACCUACUCAUAUUACACAAGGUCAACAGAAAUCACGCUUGUGUGUGAUUCAAGUGGACCAGUGACGAUUAGUCCUAUAAAUCAAUAUGUGCCUCCAGAUACCAGCUCUACCAGUGUAUUUCAAGGGACAUUGAGGGGAAAGAGUGGAUGCCCUGUGCCACUACUCAGUGAGAGGGACUGGAGGGACCGUGAUAAGAUGAUUUUCUGAAUGACCUGUCGUCCAUUAGAUAUUUUUUUAAAUUCCUUUCAACUGCAUGUCGAGGAAUGGAUUUGCGCUUUAAUACAAUCAGUUUAGAAGAUCUAUCUAAAAGACGUAAGAAAUGAGCUACACAUGUUCAUUAUAGUAUUAUAGUUCAAGAAGAAGACGUUUACAGACAAGAAUGUAUGAUUUUUUCUGUUUUACGAAUAAAACUGCUGGCUGUGAAACAUUUUGUAUAGUUUUGAAAUAAAAUAUUUUGUUGUUAUCGCA
Molecule: messenger RNA, 686 nt
Organism: Exaiptasia diaphana
Lineage: Eukaryota; Metazoa; Cnidaria; Anthozoa; Actiniaria; Aiptasiidae
Source: RefSeq, a predicted model, not a curated record